AUGAUAAGGUGUUGUUUGCUUGACGUGCAGUGGAGUGUGGACAUUCUUAUGAGCCGCGAGAGAUAUCUCAGGGUACUGAGGCUCAGAGAGGAGAUAAGUGAUGCAGAGCGGGCACACGUCGAUGCGAUAGGGCUGGGCUAUGUGGUGUGGAUGCCACACAUUCGGUCACAUAUGACGAUGCUAACAACAUUGAUAGAGCGAUGGAGGAGCGAGACCUCUACCUUCCACUUGCCUAUAGAUGAGAUGACUGUGACUCCUGAAGACGUAUAUCAGAUCAUGAGACUGCCGAUACGAGGAGUUUGGCGUAUUGCGAGGAGGAUCGAGCAGGUGGAGGUCGUCAGACUCCUAACUGGAGGAGAGUUUCCCUUGCAUUGGAGGAUGCUAUCACUGGAGCAUGCGGCGACACAAGCACCGCCAGAUAGAUUGAUAUACAUCUAUAUCUGUGCACUUGUUAUUAGCUACAUCAUUCUAGAUCGUGGCAAGAGGCCUAUCGUACUGGGGAUGAUCCCAGUGGUUGUAGAGGCAGUGGAUAGCAACGAGAGACCUAUGGCUUGGGGUACCUUGGUUCUGAUGGAGCUAUACACAGAGCUCCAUGAGAUUGUACAUCAUCCGGGAAGGGGAUUAAAAAUUUUCACACUCUUACAGGUAUGGGCAUGGGAGCAUAUUGUUGUCACGUGA
Messenger RNA from Cryptomeria japonica (Japanese cedar), 678 nucleotides. RefSeq names its product protein MAIN-LIKE 2-like. NCBI's taxonomy places the organism in Eukaryota, Viridiplantae, Streptophyta, Pinopsida, Cupressales, Cupressaceae. The transcript has a single exon. Bases 1 to 678 code for a protein of 225 amino acids. Gene Ontology annotation, biological process: meristem maintenance; meristem development. The record is from RefSeq and is a predicted model, not a curated record.